AUGUUCCACAUUAAAUGUAGAAACAACAUUUAUCCUAAAACAGAUGGAAAAAUUGUUCGAUUUCAUGUACCAGAUGAUAAAGUUAGUUGGAAUUCUCUAUAUCCUGUGUAUAAUCCAACAUUGUUUACAUCUACAUGUGUUGUUGGUCAACCAUGGGCUGAUCAAGAUUUGAGUGUAUUUGAUUUCCAACCCAGUUGGAAUACUAUUGAUGGUUAUAUUAAUAGAAUUAGUUUGACUGGGAUGUAUGAAAUUAAAAAUGGCUAUCCCCUGAACCCUUGUGGUCGAACUGGUAUAAUCGGCCGUGGAGUUCUUGGACGUUGGGGCCCAAAUCAUGCAGCUGAUCCAAUUGUUACUCGUUGGAAAAAAUUUAACGACGAACAUGUAAUUGAUAAAAUCAGUGGUAAACCUAUUCUUCAGUUUGUUGCUAUUCAAAGAAAAGAUUCUGGUGAAUGGGCAUUACCUGGUGGUAUGGUUGAUUCUGGAGAAAUAAUUUCAACUACUUUGAAGAGAGAAUUCAUGGAGGAAGCUAUGGACUUGUUGCAAAAAUCUGAAGAAGAUGUUAUUAAAAUAAAAAAGGAAAUAGAGAAAAUAUUUAACGAAGGCGUAGAAAUUUAUCAGGGAUACGUUGACGAUCCUAGAAACACUGAUAAUGCUUGGAUGGAAACCAUUGCAACUCUUUUUCAUGAUGAGAAAGGAGUUAAUGUAGGAAUAUUAAAACUUCAGGCAGGAGAUGAUGCAGUUGGAGUGAAAUGGGUAGAUUUAGAUAGAAAUCUGAAAUUAUAUGCCAAUCAUAUAUCAUUUUUAGAGGAAAUUGCAACCAGAUUAAAAUGUCAUUGGUGA
Rhopalosiphum padi (bird cherry-oat aphid) is the source of this 840-nucleotide messenger RNA. RefSeq names its product ADP-ribose pyrophosphatase, mitochondrial. The transcript has a single exon. Gene Ontology annotation, molecular function: ADP-ribose diphosphatase activity. The coding region runs from base 1 to 840 and encodes 279 amino acids. The record is from RefSeq and is a predicted model, not a curated record. NCBI's taxonomy places the organism in Eukaryota, Metazoa, Arthropoda, Insecta, Hemiptera, Aphididae.